Molecule: messenger RNA, 2342 nt
Organism: Cuscuta europaea
Lineage: Eukaryota; Viridiplantae; Streptophyta; Magnoliopsida; Solanales; Convolvulaceae
Source: the annotation of a GenBank genome assembly
UACAUAUAUCCUCUCUUAUAACUUUAUAAACUUAUACUCAUCACUUAGCUUUUUGAAUAUAUAAUGGUUAUUGGUAUGAUCUGGUGAGCUUCAAAAUUUUAUUUUAUCAGAUGUCUUUUUGAUCGAUCAUAUCUCCAGCUAGCACGUACCCAACAUAUAUAUGUAUGUAUACAUAGAUUCGAAAUUCUAAUCAUCGAUCAUAUAUAUCAUAUCACAAGCUAAGAGCGCAGCUAGCUAGCAGAUAUUCAUCAAUUCCAUCAGUUUACUGAUAGAUGCAUGGUAGCAGAAAGCAACAAUGUCUUGCUUAAGUUUUGCCAAACGGGGCCAAAAAGAGGAGAUCGUCGGCGGAGGAGGGAAAUGCACCCUUGAUGGAAGUAUUGAUCGGCAUGGUCGGCCAGCUGUGAGAAGUAGCACAGGAGGGUGGGUCUCGGGCGUGCUUUUGCUGGUGAACCAAGGUCUAGCUACAUUGGCAUUUUUCGGGGUGGGGGUGAAUUUGGUAUUGUUUCUGACUAGAGUCAUGGGGCAAGACAACGCUGAAGCAGCGAACAACGUGAGCAAGUGGACUGGCACUGUUUAUAUCUUUUCUCUCCUCGGAGCCUUUCUAAGUGAUUCCUAUUGGGGAAGAUACAGAACUUGUGCUAUUUUUCAGGCCAUUUACGUCAUUGGACUUGUGUCACUCUCAAUAUGUACGCAUGUAUUCCUAGUGCAACCGAAAGGGUGUGGCGACAAAGAAAGCCCUUGCGGAACCCACACGGCGGUCAAACAGGGCUUAUUCUACGUGUCGAUCUACCUGGUUGCCCUAGGGUAUGGAGGGUACCAACCCAACGCAGCUACGUUUGGGGCAGACCAGUUUGACGAGGAUGAGCCUGAAGAAAGCCACUCCAAGGUGGCCUUUUUCAGCUACUUCUACUUGGCCUUAAACCUGGGGUCCCUGUUUUCGAACACUGUGUUGGUCUACUUUGAGGACAAGGGGAUGUGGGCAUUGGGGUUCUGGGCGUCAACUGCUUCGGCCUUCUCUGCUUUGGUCCUAUUUCUCAUCGGGACAUCUGGAUACAGGCACAUCACGCCCCAAGGCAACCCUCUCUCAAGGUUUUGCCAAGUGGUGGUUGCUGCAGCCACAAAAUGGAAGCUGCGCCUUCCUUCCGAUACUGAGCAACUCCAUGAAGUAGAUGGAGAGAAUGGCACCAGAAAGCUCCUCCACACUGAUGGUUUUACAAUUUUGGAUAAGGCGGCUAUUGUUGCACCAAAGAUGGCGAGCGUGGAUUCACGGCAUCUGUGCACAGUCACUCAAGUGGAAGAAGUGAAAUGUAUUCUAAGGCUCCUUCCCAUAUGGCUAUGCACUAUCCUAUACUCCGUAGUCUUCACCCAAAUGGCAUCUUUGUUCGUAGUACAAGGGGCUGCCAUGAAGACCGACGUGUCGGGCUUCCACAUCCCAGCGGCGAGCAUGUCCAGCUUCGACAUCCUCAGCGUCGCUGCCUUCAUCUUCAUCUACCGCCGCCUUCUAGACCCGUUGGUGGCGACCCUGAAGAAGAAGCGUGACGUGAGAGGCGGGUUAACUGAACUGCAGCGGAUGGGGGUCGGCCUGAUCAUAGCUGUCACCGCCAUGGUGGCUUCCGGCACGGUGGAGUACUUUCGGUUGCAGUCCGCCAACGAGAACUGCCCGAGAUGCGAGAACUCGAGUCCGCUAAGCAUAUUCUGGCAAAUUCCUCAGUACACACUGAUCGGGGCAUCCGAGGUUUUCAUGUACGUGGGACAGCUGGAGUUCUUCAACAGGCAGUCACCGGACGGGCUGAAGAGCUUUGGAAGCGCCCUGUGCAUGACGUCAAUAUCCCUAGGGAACUACGUCAGCAGCUUGUUGGUCAGCAUUGUGAUGAAGGUCUCGAGAAGCGACAGCAAGAUGUCCGGCGGGUGGAUACCCGCAGACCUUAACAAGGGCCAUUUGGAUUGGUUUUACUUCCUUUUGGCAGGCCUUACUGCUGCCGAUUUUGCAAUAUAUCUGUUGUGUGCGAAAUGGUACAAGUACAUUGAGUUUGAAGACAGAAUAAAUAAUUUUCAAGGCAAUCACGUACUGGUGGAUGAUCAGCAGGCUAGAAAGUCCAAACUCCAGCUUGCAACCAUUGUCAUCGUCUAAGUUAAAUUAAUUAAAUGAUACGACUCCCUAGCUACUCCAUAGCAUUAUAUAUACCGCUAUCUACCUACAUAUGUGUAUUAGUGUAUGUAUAUGAGUCUUUUAUAUGUAGUAUAUACGUUCGGACUGUAGUAUACCAAGUAACAUUUUCCGAAGAGACUAAGCUAGUAGUUUCUUUGACGUGGCCAGUAGCUAUAUACGGAGUAUGUCUUCA